CAACAAAAGAAAAACCAUGUAAGAAAGCAAAAGCUUGAGCGAGAAGCAUCAUAGUUGAUGGAAAAGAAAGGUCUGGUAUUGUCUCCAGCAUGUAUAUAUGUCAUUCCUCAUCCAUGCUUCCACCCAUACCCCCAUGCAAAUAUAAAAGGCCUGCAAUUAUAUCCUCUGAAAUCCCCCCGCCCCUGCCUCCGAUCUUCUCCUACUUUCAAACCCUAAUUCCAAAUUAAUCCCAAAAUCCAAGCAAACAAAAGAGAUACCUUGUUUGUUUUUGUUUCUUCUUUCGAAAGCUAUGAGAGUCCCGGUUUCUUCUCCACAAAGCAACCAUUGUCAAAGCCCUAAACCUAACAACAAUAAUACUGGUACUACUACUACUACUAAUAGUAAUAGUAAUAGUAAUAGUACAGCUAGGAACAUAAGUUUCCACGGGGUUAACAGUGUGCCAAACUCGUGCUAUGAGCCAACUUCGGUUCUUGAUCUUCGUCGAAGCCCAAGUCCCGCGCCCAAAAAGUCGACAUCUAAUCCGGCCGAUGUUUCUAAUUGUAUGGUGGUAUCCGAUCCUCCACCUCAUCACCGUCAUGCGCCUGUUGAGUGGGACGAGCAUGUGCUACGAAACAUGGAUUGGGAUUCCAUCAUGAAAGAUUUGGGAUUAGAUGACGAAUCAGUACCGCCUAUCAAAACUAUUCCUCCUCAAGCUAUUACUCCUUCCUGCGUGAAUCAUAUCCAGAACCUUCCCGAGUUCACCUCCUGCGAGUUUACUCCUCACUCUGAGUUUAACAAUCUUUACGAUUUUUAUUCGGGUUUAAAUCAAAACCCAUCUCAUAAAAGUAAUUUUACUGCUGGUACUAACACUAAUAGCUACCUUGAUAUGUCUACUAGUAGUGGUUUUCAUAAUAUUGGCAAUUUCAAUUUGGGGUUUGAUUUUAUAGAAGAGUUGGUAAGAGCCGCGGAUUGUUUCGAAACCCACGAAUUGCAACUGGCGCAGGUGAUAUUGGCGCGGAUCAGUCAGCGGCUGCGAUCUCCGUCAGGGAAGCCGUUACAGAGAGCCGCUUUUUACUUCAAGGAAGCCCUCCAGUCUCUGCUCUCCGGAUCAACUCGGUCAACUCGUUUGUCUUCAUGGAAUGAAAUCGUUCAAACCAUCAAAGCCUACAAGGCCUUCUCUGGGAUCAACCCUAUCCCCAUGUUCAGCCAAUUCACGACCAAUCAAGCUCUCCUGGAAUCCCUGGAUGGACCGGCACCGUUGAUUCACAUAAUUGAUUUCGACAUCGGAUUGGGAGUCCAAUACGCUUCUUUGAUGAGAGAAAUGGCCGAAAGAAGCGAUCACUUUUGCAAGUUCAUUCGUAUAACUGCGGUGGUUCCUGAGGAAUAUGCAAUUGAGACGAGGCUUAUUAAAGACAACCUUGUUCAGUUCGCUCAAGACCUUAAGUUAAGGUUCCAGAUUGAGUUCGUUCUUCUUCGAAGCUUUGAAAUGCUGUCGUUUAAAGCUUUUAAGUUCAUCGACGGAGAGAAAACGGCGAUCCUCUUGUCUCCGUCUAUAUUCCGAAGUCUCAGCUUAGACGUGACACCGUUCUUGAGUGAUCUCCGGAGGGUUCACCCGAGCAUCGUCGUGUUUGUAGACAGUGAGGUGUGGAUGGAGUCUGGGACGACAUCGUUUAGAAAGAAUUUUGUCAACAGUUUGGAGUUCUAUGCCAUGAUGUUCGAGUCAUUGGAUGCGGCGGUGGCGAACGAGGAAUGGGUAAGGAAGAUUGAGGCGUUGUUGUUGCGGCCGAGGAUAUUGGCGGCCGUAGAGACAGCGGCGAGGAGUACUGCGCCUCCAUGGAGGGAGAGGUUUCGUGGGGCGGGGAUGAGGGCGGUGCAGUUGAGUCAGUUGGCGGAGUUUCAAGCAGAGUGUUUGUUAGGGAGGGUCCAAGUUCGGGGAUUCCACGUGGCUAAACGACAGGCUGAGUUGGUUCUUUGCUGGUACGAGAGCGCCUUGGUUGCCACGUCAGCAUGGAGGUGUUAGAUAUGAAAUUAGCCUAGCUGGAUUUAGAAUUUCGGUAUUUUACAUGGUUUUUCUAUUUUGGGUAAUUAAAAUUCAGUUGUAGUAAAUUAAUUAUCGCAAGUAAAAAAAAGCCGCGAGAAUGGAGAGUGCCUUUAGGCCUGCCUAGUUUCCUCAUAUCAUAUAACGUUAUAAUAAUCCAUUUCCAUGUAAUGCUUGUACCAAAAACUCAUGUAUCCAAGGGGUAAAUUCUGUUCA
Molecule: messenger RNA, 2233 nt
Organism: Hibiscus syriacus
Lineage: Eukaryota; Viridiplantae; Streptophyta; Magnoliopsida; Malvales; Malvaceae
Product: scarecrow-like protein 15
Exons: 1
Coding region: 290-1999 (569 amino acids)
Biological process (GO): regulation of DNA-templated transcription
Cellular component (GO): nucleus
Molecular function (GO): DNA-binding transcription factor activity; sequence-specific DNA binding
Source: RefSeq, a predicted model, not a curated record